CGACGACGGCGACGGCAGCAACGGCAUCCCCACCACCACCCCCAUCUCCGGUUCCUCCCCUCCCCGCGUCUCAACCCACCGGAAAUCCAUUCAAAAGCACCCGCGCUCCCGCACCAAUCCACCGCACGCCAUGGCGUCGCGAGCGGCGGCCGCGAUGGUGCUCGCCGGUGCCCUUCCUGUGUUUCCCGGCCGUCCCCUGGUCGCAGCCGGCGCCAGGUGCUGCGACGGCGGCAUUCGCGGGAGGGUCUCCUGCUCCUCCCACCGUCGCUCGGACCAUCCCUCCUGCGCGGCUGAGGAGGGAGGAGUGGUGGAGCUGCUCAAGGGCGCGGUCGCGGCGCUCGCCGUCAUCGCCCAGAUUUCCGUGUCGCUCCCGGCGGACGCGAUCCUCUACUCGCCGGACACGAACGUGCCGAGGACGGGGGAGCUGGCGCUGAGGAGGGCCAUCCCCGCGAACCCAAACAUGAAGACCAUACAGGAAUCGCUGGAGGACAUUUCGUAUUUGCUGAGGAUACCGCAGAGGAAGCCGUAUGGCUCCAUGGAAGGAGACGUAAAAAAGGCCAUGAAGAUAGCAAUGGACAACAAGGAUGCGAUCUUGGCAAGUAUACCUGUAGAACUCAAGGAAAAGGGCUCGAAGUUAUAUACCUCCUUGCUUGAAGAGAAGGGUGGUUUGCAAACUCUCUUGAAAUAUAUAAAGGAAAAUGAUCCUGACAGACUUUCGGUUGCACUUGCUUCUUCUCUUGAUACUGUUGCUGAAUUGGAGCUGUUACAGGCUCCAGGUUUAUCCUUCCUCUUACCACAACAAUAUUUGGAAUAUCCAAGGCUAGCAGGAAGAGGAGUUGUUGAAUUCUCAGUGGAGAAAGGUGAUGGUUCAACAUUCUUUCCAACUGCUGGUGGUGAACCAAAAAGUGUUGCUACAAUUCAGGUAGUGAUUGAUGGAUAUUCUGCCCCACUGACUGCUGGAAACUUUGCGAAAUUGGUGUUGGAUGGGGCAUAUGAUGGGAUAAAACUGAAAUGUGCAAGUCAGGCAAUUAUUGCAGACAACGAGAAUGGAAAGAAAGGUUACACUGUUCCAUUAGAGGUCAUGCCUGCUGGGCAGUUUGAACCGUUAUACAGAACUCCGCUAAGUAUUCAGGAUGGAGAAUUGCCAGUCCUUCCGAUGUCUGUAUAUGGUGCCGUUGCUAUGGCCCAUAGUGUGGAUUCUGAUGAAUACUCGUCACCAAGCCAAUUCUUCUUCUAUCUGUAUGACAAGAGAAAUUCUGGUUUAGGAGGAAUAUCUUUUGAUGAAGGGCAAUUCUCAGUAUUCGGGUAUACCACAGAUGGAAGAGAAGUUCUGUCGCAGAUUAAAACUGGAGAUAUAAUUCGUUCUGCCAAGCUUGUACAAGGUAGAGAGCGCCUUGUACUGCCUCCAGAAGCGCCGGCAGAGAGCUGAUACAACGGCAAGCUUCGCAAACUGGAAACAUUCUUUCAUUGGUCAGGAGACUUAGCAUAUUUUAUACCAUAAAUCAUGUAAACCUGACUGAGCAGUUCAUCAAAUUUAUAUAUAGAAUCACUGCAAAUGUUCAUCAAAUUUAUAUAUA
Molecule: messenger RNA, 1577 nt
Organism: Oryza sativa Japonica Group (Japanese rice)
Lineage: Eukaryota; Viridiplantae; Streptophyta; Magnoliopsida; Poales; Poaceae
Product: peptidyl-prolyl cis-trans isomerase CYP37, chloroplastic
Biological process (GO): protein peptidyl-prolyl isomerization
Molecular function (GO): peptidyl-prolyl cis-trans isomerase activity
Source: RefSeq, a predicted model, not a curated record